GCCCCAAAAUAUCUCUCCUUUGAAAAUCUAGGGUUUCCCAAAAUACGUAAACCUAGAUCCCUAUCGUACAAUAUCUUAAUUUUCUCUUAAAUUUAACUCUUGAGGGUUACGGUUUUCGUCGAUUCUCUUUACUUACUGUUUGAUUCUGGAGAAAAUUUGAUCUUGCUUUAGCUUUUUCUCGUCUUAUUUUGCUUGACGAAAGGUUUUCGUAUUUUUGGCUUUUAUUUUAAGUGGAAAAUUAUCCUAAUUUUUUUUUUUAAUUCUCGAGAAAGUUUUGGAGCUUAACGGAUUUUGCUGUCGUUGAUUCGGUUCAAUUUUCCAUUAUUAUUGUUUGGUUUCCGAGACAAUUUGGAGUUUGAGGGUUUGAAGAGUUGAGAGAAAUUAAAAUUUCUGUUUGGUUGCUAGAAAAUUUGUUCUUUUUGCUUUUUAAUUUAUUUAAGAAAUUAUAGCUUUUAUUGAAAUAUCAGUGAGCUAAUAGUUGAGUAAUGGCGACUACUACAACUGUGGCGGCAGAAGAAGCGGAGUCGGUGGAGGAUUACGAGAGCGAUCCAGAAGAAUUGAAACGCUCUCUUGUGAUGCGAAGAAGAGAAGCGAGCGAUGAUGAAGAGGAGAUAUUAGAAGAGAGGGGAAGAGGGAAAGGAAACACUCGUGGAAUGGAUCGUAGGGCCCACAUUCAUUCGGAUGAUGAAUCUGAUGGCCAGGGCGGGGCGCCUGCUGAUUAUGAUGAUGAAGAAGAAAAUCAGGAUGAGGAAUUAGAAGAGGAGGAUGUUUAUGAGGAGGAAGUUUAUGAUGAGGAAGAAGAAGAUGAGGAGAUUUCAGAGGAGGAAGUGAAAGAAGAGGAGGGGAAUGCUGGGGGAGUUAAAAUCAAGGAAAUGGAGAGCGGUGAUGGGGGAAGGAGUGUGGAAGGGACGGUGGACGUGAGUGUAGGGGAUAAUGAUAAUGAAAAGAAUGAUGGAGUGGAGGGUAUGGAGGAAGGGAAAAAAGAUAGUAAUGAGCCAUUUGCGGUUCCAACUGCUGGUGCUUUCUAUAUGCAUGAUGACCGAUUUAGGGAAAAUGUUGGUGGUCGACACAGGAGAACUCAUGGUGGGAGGAAAUUGUGGGAGUCCAAAGAUGAUAGAAAAUGGGGGCAUGACAAGUUUGAGGAGAUGACUUCACAGGAAAGGCAUUACGAUGAGGGAAGGAGGUCUUCUAGAGGCCGCUACCGAGGUCGUGGUAAAAAUCGUGGUCCAGAUCAUGGGUAUCCUAGGGGAAACAGGUCCAAAACGUUCAAUAACAACAAUAGCAAUCAGAACCAGGCACCUAAGGGUGUCAGAGGAAGGGGGCCCAGGAGGUAUGAACCUGGUUGGAAGAACAACAAUCAGGCACCUUCACAACAAAACAAACAGUCUGGGAAGCCUUUUGAGAAAAGUUCACAUACCAAUUCAGGUAGAGCUUUCACCUCCUCGUCAAAUGCAGAAUCUGAUCCCGUUCCUCCGAGGAAACAAGUAUCUAGUUUGAGUUCUGCGUCUCCACCAUUUUAUCCUUCAGGCUCUUCAAAUAAAGAUAUCAGUUUGACACAGAAAAGGGAUGUACAAUCUGGAAACACAAGUAGGAAUCUUCGUGCUUCUGGUAUGGAUGAGAGUUUCUCCAUGCAACCAAGUGCAAUGCAGCGAGGGAAAAAUGCAGCUGAUGUUAGAAUGGACAAACUUUAUAUUGAUGAUCCAAGUGCUUCGGCUGCUGGGAAUCCUUUGAACAAUCUGCAAAUGCUGCCUUCCUCUCAGUCUAGGUCUCAAGGACGUGGUUUAGCUACUCCACAGCAAAUUUCUUAUCAACUAGCCCCACCUCAGAACCAAACCAACCGAGUUUCCCCACCAACACAACUCAAUGCUGUUCAACGAAGUUUGAGUCAAAACCGUGUUCAGUCCUCUGUGCAAUCGCCUCCUCAGCAGGUAGGACAGCGUUCUGCUAGUGGUUCUCAGGCCUCCUCCCCACCAAAAUCAGCUUCAGUUGUAAAUUCAAAUGAUCAUAGUGAAGUGGAAUCACCAUCAGAAUCUAGUAAAUCAAAAGGUGCAUUGGUUGGAAAGGGAAAAGGCAGUCAAGGAAGGGGCUCACUUAUGUAUGGUGGGGCUCAAGUUAUGGGAGCCACUGGGAAUAUGACUGUUGGUCCUGGUGAUCAAAAUUUCCCCACCUUUUUGCCAGUUAUGCAAUUUGGGGGCCAGCAUCCUGGCGGUAUUGGAGUUCCUGCUGUUGGCAUGGCAUUUCCUGGUUAUGUUGCUCAGCCACAGCUUGGUUUGGGGAAUUCCGAAAUGACAUGGCUUCCAGUUCUGGCUGGUGCUGCAGGAGCUUUGGGUGCUUCAUAUUGUCCACCUUAUAUUGCUGUUGAUGGUUCUUAUCAUCCUCGCCAGUUAGGUCAGACAUCUUCGACUGGUUCCUCAAGCAAAGAAAUUACUUCUAACAAACCCAAUAAUGAAUGGAAGCCUUCCCUGAAACCAGAGCCUGGAAGUGAUGAAUUUGGGCAACAACAGAACAAACCUCAGCCUCGCAGAUACUCAGCUAUGAAUUUGGCGAAUGAUGUGCUUAGAUAGGAUGGAACCUAUUGAAUAAGCAGCUGAAGGUUAAAGUUUUGCUCAAUAAGACUUUUUACGCCGAUUCGGUGUUGCAAAGUUUCUUAGUGUGGUUAUUUGGUGGUGCAGGCCUUCUUCCAGGCCCUCUGUGAUCUCCAGCUUUUGUUCUGGAGCACUUUGGGCCGCUGUUUGUUCCAAUAUAAUUUAGGUAUUAUAUAUGACAAACACCUGUUCAUGCUGCGGUCAAUUUAAUAACAUUAUUGCGGCCUGACAGGUGGCAAAUCCUUGUUUAAAUUUGCGGUGUUUUUCUUUUUGUGGCUUGUUUUUUAUGUGAAGCUUGGAAGAAAUGUUGGAUAAGUCUUCUCCAAGAACUUCAUAUGAAAAAUAGAACCAAGAAUUAUUGUGCAGCAGGUCAUUCUCUUGGUGAAAUAGAAUUUUUUUCUAUAUAGAUGGAUGAUGUUUGAGUUUCGUAUCGAUGUUUAGUGACAUUCCCUUAAUAUUGGUUAUUUGUUGGUUGAUUGGUCUCUUAA
This is a messenger RNA of Pistacia vera, 3073 nucleotides long. RefSeq names its product protein MLN51 homolog. The transcript has 11 exons. The record is from RefSeq and is a predicted model, not a curated record. Gene Ontology annotation, molecular function: mRNA binding. NCBI's taxonomy places the organism in Eukaryota, Viridiplantae, Streptophyta, Magnoliopsida, Sapindales, Anacardiaceae. Gene Ontology annotation, biological process: mRNA processing. The coding region runs from base 486 to 2564 and encodes 692 amino acids. Gene Ontology annotation, cellular component: exon-exon junction complex.